This is a messenger RNA of Xylona heveae TC161, 2001 nucleotides long. RefSeq lists its product as hypothetical. Gene Ontology annotation, molecular function: polyubiquitin modification-dependent protein binding. Gene Ontology annotation, biological process: ubiquitin-dependent protein catabolic process. NCBI's taxonomy places the organism in Eukaryota, Fungi, Ascomycota, Xylonomycetes, Xylonales, Xylonaceae. Bases 189 to 1676 code for a protein of 495 amino acids. The transcript is spliced from 2 exons. Gene Ontology annotation, cellular component: cytosol. The record is from RefSeq and is a predicted model, not a curated record.
AACCACUGGCUACUCCUCUGAAUCAACUUCAGCCUCCUACAACACCGUUUACCUCCACACUUCAGCCUCCUCUUGCUCUCUCUGGUUUAUAGCAACCUCUUUCAAGCAUCUUUAAAGAGGCUAAACUUGUCACUUCACUAAAAAAUCUCUAAAACAGCUGCUGCAUCGUAGCUGUGUCCCUUACCGCUAUGGCGGACCAAGCUGCCCCACCUCGAGCCAGAGAGCCUUCCUUCUCCGACGACAGUCCUGUCACCUUCACCGUCAAGGCUUCCAAUGAUGCCAAAUAUACCAUAACCCUGACCCUCUCCACAACCGUUCGCGAACUGAAGGAACGCCUCUCCGGUCCCAACUAUGCCGACCUACCCGUCGAACGACAACGGCUCAUCUACUCAGGCCGUGUGCUGAAAGACCCCGACACACUUGGAAGCUACAAGGUCAAAGAAGGAAACACGAUCCACUUGGUUAAAGGUGCGGCUAGCAACCAACGACAGAACCCUGCCAACCAGGGCGGCACUGCAAGCUCCACGGCGCCUGGUAGCUCAGCCGCUGCGGGUGUCCCCACAAACCUGGCGGCUGGUACAGGAAACAAUCCUUUAGCGGGCCUUACGGGCGCACGAUAUGCCGGACACAUUCAACUGCCUGGAGCAGAUAUGUUUGGUCCAGAUGGAGGUAUGGGACCUCCGCCCGACCCAGAACAGAUGCUUUCAAUGCUCGAAAACCCACAAUUUGCUUCUAUGAUGAAUGAGGCCCUGCAGAACCCGCAAGUCAUUGAUAUGAUGAUUCAGCAAAAUCCAAUGCUACGGAACAUGGCCCCCAACGUACGGCAAAUGAUGCAAUCUCCGGAAUUCCGCCGAAUGAUGACUGACCCGGACACAAUUCGCCGAAUGACACAACUACGACGCGACUUGGGCAUGGGCGGACUCGGGGGCAUGGGCGGGCCCAGCGGUGACAGCAGCUUUCCUAUGCCUGGCGUAACAAACACGACAGAGGCUCCCCGUGACGGCGCUGCUACUGGCGCCGGUAGCACCGCGACUCCCAGCCAGACUGACACAACGGGCAACACACAAGCACAACAGAACCCGUUCGCCUCCUUGUUUGGCAAUUUGGGCGACACAGGCAAUGCCGGAGCACCGGCGAACCCGUUCGCUGCUCUCCUUAACCCUAACAAUCCUCUGCUGAACCCCAUGUUUGCCGGCACAACACCAGCUGGCACGCCACCUCCAGCUGCAUCUGCUGGUCAAGGCACACCUGCUCCACAGGAAGGCCAGCCGCCACCAAACCCAUUCGCUGCACUCUUCAACCCCGCAAUGUUCGGCGGCCAGCCGCCCACCAACCAGGGCGCCGGAUCGACGACAUCAUCCGAUCAACAACAGUCUAAUCCCUUCAACAACCCCUUUAUCAACUCUCUGAUGCAAAAUCCACAAGCUAUGCAACAAAUGAUGCAAGCAUUUGGCGGCGGCGCUGGUGCAGGCGGAGCGAACCCAUUCAAUCCAUUCGGCGCCAUGGGCGACACCCCCAGCAACCCCCCAGAUACCCGGCCGCCAGAGGAACGGUACGCAGAGCAACUGCGCCAGCUCAACGAGAUGGGAUUUUACGAGUUUGAGCGCAACGUGGAAGCAUUACGCAGGGCAGGCGGAAGUGUGCAAGGGGCAGUAGAGUACUUGUUGACGCAUUAGAGAAGAUGAUGACGAUGAAUGACGAGCGACUGUGUUGUUUUUGCUGUUCAUGGGAUUAUUUGACACUUAUCCGAAGAUGUUUAUAUGACUCCUUUUCCAUUCUCCCACCUGCCUCGGCCUUUUUUUUCUUUCUCCUCUUCUUUGCUUCUCAUAAUACCGCCAAUAGCCAAAACAAGUAAAGCAAAAUGUCAUCAAUUAGCUUCAAUUUCUUUUUGACGGAAUGUGCUUCUUUUUCCCUUGCAAUAGCUCGCCCUGGCGCUAGUGGAAUCUCGGGUGUCCCACGACUGCGAAUCUUGUUCAUGCAUUUAGGGUGCUUGUCCUUGCA